Messenger RNA from Bolinopsis microptera, 2024 nucleotides. Its product is annotated as serine/threonine-protein kinase Tao-like. The transcript has 4 exons. Gene Ontology annotation, biological process: protein phosphorylation. The record is from RefSeq and is a predicted model, not a curated record. Gene Ontology annotation, molecular function: protein tyrosine kinase activity; protein serine/threonine kinase activity; ATP binding. Lineage: Eukaryota; Metazoa; Ctenophora; Tentaculata; Lobata; Bolinopsidae. The coding region runs from base 626 to 1633 and encodes 335 amino acids. Gene Ontology annotation, cellular component: cytoplasm.
AGGAUGAUUGACAGAUAAACUGCACUUUAGCGAUAAUGUGGUAUCCUAUGACUCUAUGAUGUUAUGAAGAUUUGUAAUCUGUUUCUGUACAAAGUGAAGGAAGUCCCUUUGGAAGAAUUGCACAAAUGUGGCAAUGUUAGGGAAGGAGUCAUUCAGACUUUCCAGUGUUUUGGCAUUGAAUGUUCCGACAAACUGUACUUAUAUAGGAUGCAGUCUGGUAAAUUUGUACCUCUGUUAGUUGAUGAACCAUUUACUGAUAAUAUGUCUGAUACAACUACGAUUGUUGCAGUGGAUAUGCAUCAUUUAGGACAAUCCUACUUGAACAAAGAUUCAUUUGGAGAAACCUGUGAAAUGAUCGAAGAAAGACAUGAAGCGUUAUCGAUUUUGCAAUCAUUCCAUAAAAGUUUAACAAGUGAUAAGAAGUUACGUGGAAUAUUGGCAGUUGAAUGCAGACACAAUAAAUCGAUACAAAAACACUUGGACACAUCAUCAGAUGAAAACUCUCCUUUACAAAUAUUUUGUAGUCUUCCUGAUCUCAAAAAGAAGGAGCCUCCAAGCCAGUGUGACCACCUUAUCUCAGUUUCUGAGUAUCUCACUAAUAAAACAUGUGGUGUAAGUCUGGGAGAUGAUGAUUUUGUUUCGUGAGAUUACAUUGCAUGAUUGGCUAGAACUGCUCGAUGAAAGAGGUCACAUAACAAGAACUGUAGAGGUUCCAGGUUCCUCUGAUGUUGAGGUGACUAUCGGGUGUGAUGUCUUCGAGAACUGCAGAACGUGGGAGGUGUUUGAAACUCCACAAACCUUAACAUUGCUGGGAAAAGGUGGCUUUGCCAAAACAUGGAGAUAUGAUACAACUACACAAACGAACUCAGUGAUUUCAGUAGUGAUAAAGCAGAAUCUAACUAAUAAGAGAAAGGAUGAAAAGCCCGCAUGGUACAGGGAGGCAUCACAUACCAGGCAGUUAUCCCAUGAGAACAUUAUCAAAUAUUAUGGUAAACCCAUACUGUACAAAUCCUCUUAUUAUUGCAUUAUGGAGGACGGUGGAAAAUCACUCUUUGAAAAGUACAACAGUAAAUAUAUGGCUCGAUCAGACAUUCGCAUAGCAAUGUUACACAUAGCUAAAGCAAUACGUUAUCUUCAUGAUGAUAGCAGAAAUGAUGUUGUUAUUCACAGAGACAUAAGAACCAGCAACGUAACUGUUUCUGAAAGUGGGGUGUACAAACUUAUAGAUUUUGGGAUAUCAAGUAAGAAGUGUGCACAGCUGUCGAGUAAGUUCACUUCAGAUCCUGGUUUUGGUAAUUCUCUUUGGAAGUCUCCUGAGUAUUGUGGGUAUCUUGUAACUGGUCAAGGGUCACCUGGUGGAAGAAAAUCUGACAUUUGGAUGUUUGGUGUGUUUGUUUUGGAGAUGCUAGCCUUUCCUAAUCUGCCGCAGUUCUUUGAAGAUUACAAUCCUAACAUCACUGGUAAUAGUGUUAAAUUCCAAUGUGGCUUAUCAAAACGUACGCUAAUUUUGACUGACUUCAUUGAUGAUGACUGUGAAGAUGUGAUUAGAAACGUUGUUGAGAAAUGCUUGCAACACUCUGAAAACGAUCGGUGUAGCAGUCAGGAACUUUUACACUUUUGCCAAAAGUUGUAAACGUAGUCCCGUUUUAUUUACACCAGCCAUUUAUUACGCUUACAGCUCUGUCGAAGAUAGAAGGUAAUUUUUGCGAUCUCUCGUUAUUGUUUAUUGGAUAAUGUGACAGUUUCUUAUCUUCUGCUGAUAGUGAAUACAUUUUAACACAUGUCAUAUUUUUAAUUCUUUAACCUUUCAAGAGAGAAACGGUUUUUAAAUGAUGUCGACUACAUUAUAACAGUUGAAGUAAAAAUCUUUGGUUUAAAACGGCCCCAACGUUAAUGUGGCUCUUGCUAUGUGUUGGUUCAGCCGAAUUAAUUAUUAUGUAAUCAAGUUUAUUUUUAUCUUUUAGUUAGUUGUCAUCCGGCCAAACAUUAAACAACUUAUAUUGCAGUUCCAUUUAUCAAUUAGU